Messenger RNA from Hansenula anomala, 759 nucleotides. RefSeq names its product Mcm16p (gene MCM16). NCBI's taxonomy places the organism in Eukaryota, Fungi, Ascomycota, Saccharomycetes, Phaffomycetales, Wickerhamomycetaceae. Gene Ontology annotation, cellular component: kinetochore. Gene Ontology annotation, biological process: kinetochore assembly. The coding region runs from base 1 to 759 and encodes 252 amino acids. The record is from RefSeq and is a predicted model, not a curated record. The transcript has 4 exons.
AUGUCAAAAGAGUUGAAAAAUAGUGUGCUGAAGCUAUUAAAAGAAUCAGGCGUGCUAGAGAUCACAGAUGAUCCAGCUAUUAAAGAAAUACAAACCAUAAACAAUGACGAUAUAUCAACAGAGAUAAAACAUACACAGGUUUAUCGUGACCUGGUUGAUAAUUUGGAUAGAUUGAUGGUUAUCGAACAAUCACAAAAGGGAAUGUAUGAUAGUGUUAAGGAUGAACUCAUGAAAAGUGGGAGAUUAGCUCACUUGAUACAAGAUGGUGAACUAAAAGAUGAAGAGCUGUUAAAAUAUUUAAAACAGAUCCAACAAAUAAGAAGAUUAGUUAUUGAAUCCUCUACAAUGACAUUACCAGUUCUUCGAUCAGUUCAUCAAGUUGAAGGUUUAACCACAAAAGAAGCUGGAAUUGUAUCAAAGAUUGAGAAAAGAGACGAAUUAACAGAUAAAAUAAUCAAACUUCAAUUCAAAAUCAACAAAAACACUGAAAAACUGAUUAAAUUAACAAAUGAAAACCUCUCAAAAUUUGAAACUAGUAAACAAUUAACAUCAUUAUUAAUAGAGACAAAACGUAAUGAUAAUACACCACAAGAUCCAAAACAAAAGGCAAUACUUGAGAAAAAUUUAGCAGAAGCUAAAGAAAAAUCAUACAAUUUAGCAGAACAAAUUCAAGCUUUCAUCGUGGAGAAUGGAUUAAAUUGGGCAGAUGAUGAACAACUUCGAGAAAUUGUACUCUACUGUGGUGAGAUAUAUAGAUAA